Molecule: messenger RNA, 2094 nt
Organism: Arctia plantaginis
Lineage: Eukaryota; Metazoa; Arthropoda; Insecta; Lepidoptera; Erebidae
Source: the annotation of a GenBank genome assembly
AUGAAUCCCAUGAUCAUUGUUGCUUGUUUGGCUUUGGCUUGCGGUGCUCAAGCAUCGCAAGGGUGGGCCGGUCCCCCCGCCAACAUCGCUCUAUCCCAGGACGGACGCAACAUCCUCGACACACCCGAGGUAGCACAGGCGCGUGCCGCUCACCUGUCUGCGUUGAACCAGGCUGCCCAAAACAACCCCAACCCCCAAGAUGACGGCUCUUACAACCCUCAAUGGGACAAUGAGGAGUACUGGCAGAAGGCUGACCAGAACAAGUGGAACGCUGCUCCUGCUCACAACCAAUGGAACGCUGCCCCCGCCCAAAACCAAUGGAACGCCGCUCCUGCUCACAACCAGUGGAACUCUGGCGCACCUGCUCCCGUUGCUGAGUCUGCACAAGGCGCUCAACAGUGGAACGCUGCUCCCGCUCAAAACCAGUGGAACGCUGCUCCCGCUCACAACCAGUGGAACGCUGCUCCCGCUCACAACCAGUGGGACUCCUCCUCUCAAUGGAAUGGUGCUCCUUCCUGGCAGGGCGGUAACCCCGCUCAGCAGCCCGCUAACAUCAGAUUAGCCAACGAUGGUUCUGGAAUCCUUGACACCCCUGAGGUUGCCGCCGCUCGUGCCGCCCACUUACAAGCUCACGCGCAAGUCGCGCACGCGGCCCCCGCACACGCUCCUCAGCAACGCUGGAAAGAUCAACUGUCGCACAAUACCAAGCGAGACUUCCAAGAUCAGAAAGGCAACACACCAAAUUUUUUAGUAAAGAAUUGCGGAAUUAUCUACAAACGUCUACUCUGCAUGGGCUUCGAUACAUCGGGCAGCGAGAACUUACUUGGUGUGAAAGGAUUCUUUAUACAAAACGUUUACGCGAAAUGGCGUAUGUCACCAAUGAUAGUAAGUAUCAACCCAAAGAACAUAGAGCUCGAAGAACUACCCUUUCCGGCAAUUACAAUUUGCAAUAUGAACCAAGCCAAGAAAUCGGUGGCUUUGCGAUAUUUAGAAGAAGGAAACCACGUCGAUAAGAAGUUACUCAGACAUUUAUGCAGCUCAAGAGAAGACUCGUCGAGAUUUGAGGACGACAUCGCUGGCAGCGCCGACUGGGACCACACCAGACAAUUCCUCAUUAAUAUCACCCAGCCAUGUAACGAAAUGAUCGCGCAGUGCAUUUGGGCCUCCAGUACGGUGAAUUGUGAGGAUCUUUUUAACGCUCAACUUACAGACGAGGGACUCUGCUGCACCUUCAAUGCCGUACACCGAAACAACAUGUUCAGAAACCCCAGAUCGGUAAACGAUCUAAAUUUAACAUUUCCAUCGCCGGCAGUAGACUGGACACCUGAAGAUGGAUACCCUGCUGAUGCACCACCAGACGGUUUUCCAUGGAGACCAAAAGGAGUCGGCACUCAAAAUGGCCUUAGUUUGGUAUUGGAUGCUAAUAUAGAUGAAUACUAUUGCGCAUCAACAAAAAGUGCUGGAUUUAAGAUCCUAAUGCACAAUCCGGUGGAAACACCGAAGCUCAGAAACUUGGGCGAGAUUUAUGCGCCAGGUAUAGAAGGUCGUAUCUCGAUAUGUCCAGAAAUAUCGGAUUCGCGGUCGUCUCUUCGCACCAUUGAUAUUAAGAAGAGACUCUGCUUGUUUUCCAGUGAAAAGGAACUAGUAUUUUUCAGAACCUACACUUUGAAGAACUGCCAAAUGGAGUGUGAAGCACGAGCAAUGUUAGAUGUAUGCAGAUGUGUUUACUAUUAUAUGCCAAAAAAUAAAACUACGCCUAUCUGUGGGAAAUCAGACGCAAAGUGUUACGCUAAUAUGAGCAAAAUUAUACCAGGUCAAGAUACGUCGUGCAAAGAAUGUUUGCCAGCUUGCAAUGAGCUAGCAUAUAGCGAACGUUUUAGUUGGGCUCCGUUAAAAAACUCACUUGUAGCCAAACUGGCGCAAAACCUCGGGAACAGAACACAAGAGUACUUCACCGAACACAGGAGGCCUGCUAGGACUGUGCCUUGGUUUCAGUAUAAUGAGCCUAGUGGAACUGAUCUACUAUCUGAGCCUAAGAGCAUUGUGCAUGACGAUCCGGCGGCGUGCAAGAUUCCCAUUUGUAAAAUAACUUAA